GCCACAAUGCCUGGGUCUCUUCCAGUGAAUGCUGAAUCCUGCUGGCCCAAAGAUGUUGGAAUUGUUGCACUGGAAAUAUAUUUUCCCUCUCAGUACGUUGACCAGGCGGAGCUGGAGAAGUAUGAUGGUGUGGAUGCUGGUAAAUACACCAUUGGGCUCGGCCAGUCAAAGAUGGGGUUCUGCUCCGACCGGGAGGAUAUCAAUUCCCUCUGCUUGACUGUGGUUCAGAAGCUCAUGGAGAGGAACAGCCUUUCCUAUGAUUGUAUCGGGAGGUUGGAAGUUGGAACGGAGACAAUAAUCGAUAAAUCAAAAUCCGUAAAGACUGUCCUGAUGCAGCUGUUUGAAGAAUCUGGUAAUACGGACGUGGAAGGAAUCGACACCACCAAUGCAUGCUAUGGAGGCACCGCUGCUCUUUUUAAUGCUAUUAAUUGGAUUGAGUCCAGUUCUUGGGAUGGGCGUUACGCGCUUGUCGUGGCUGGAGACAUAGCUGUGUACGCCACCGGAAACGCGAGGCCAACAGGUGGAGCUGGUGCUGUUGCUAUGCUAGUUGGUCCGAACGCUCCGUUAAUUUUUGAGAGAGGGUUGCGUGGAACCCACAUGCAGCACGCAUACGACUUCUAUAAACCAGAUAUGGUCUCUGAAUAUCCUGUGGUUGAUGGCAAACUGUCUAUACAGUGCUACCUCAGUGCGUUAGAUCGCUGCUACACUGUCUACCGCAACAAAAUCCACGCCCAGUGGCAAAAGGAGGGGACAGACAGACGUUUCACCUUGAAUGACUUUGGAUUCAUGAUCUUUCAUUCUCCCUACUGUAAACUGGUACAGAAGUCUGUGGCUAGGCUCUUGCUGAAUGACUUUCUCAGUGACCAGAGCCCAGAAACAGCAAACGGUGUUUUCAGUGGUCUGGAGGCUUUCAGGGAUGUGAAACUUGAAGAUACAUAUUUUGACAGAGAUGUGGAAAAAGCUUUUAUGAAAGCUAGUGCAGAGCUCUUCAAUCAGAAAACCAAAGCUUCGUUGCUUGUAUCCAAUCAGAAUGGAAAUAUGUAUACCCCUUCAGUCUAUGGUUGCCUUGCCUCUCUUCUAGCCCAGUACUCCCCAGAGCAGCUCGCAGGACAGAGAAUCAGUGUGUUCUCGUAUGGCUCUGGUUUUGCUGCUACGCUGUAUUCCAUCAGAGUUUCACAGGAUGCCACUCCUGGUUCUGCACUGGACAAAAUAACUGUCAGCCUUUCUGAUCUCAAAACAAGACUUGACUCAAGAAAAUGUAUUGCGCCUGAUGUCUUUGCCGAAAACAUGAAGAUUAGAGAGGAAACCCAUCAUUUGGCCAACUAUAUUCCACAGUGCUCGGUAGAAGAUCUCUUCGAGGGCACAUGGUACCUUGUGCGUGUGGAUGAAAAGCACAGGAGAACUUAUGCGCGGCGCCCGCUCAUGGGUGAUGGACCACUGGAGGCAGGAGUUGAAGUUGUCCACCCGGGCAUUGUUCAUGAGCACAUCCCAAGCCCUGCUAAGAAAGUGCCAAGAAUCCCUGCAACAACAGAAUCUGAAGGCGUUACUGUUGCCAUUUCCAAUGGGGAGCAUUAAGAUACCUCUGUGAGGUGGGGAAUGUAAGAAGGCGUGAGGGUAGGGUGAGAGAGAGAAAAAGGGUUGCAGUAGUGCUGAAGUUUGAGUGUACAAUAGUACUUCCUUGGAGCAUGGAAAAACUGUUUAAGCUCCUUGAAAAAAAUUGUCAUAAUAUGGUGUGCUGAUAUUUAUAGUAUUUCAGAACACUAAAAUCAUGAAUAUACUAGAGAUGGAGGGGAUUGUCAGGGGAUUCCUUAACAUGUCUGAUUUUUUUAAUUGCAGAGUAGUAGCUGUAGUCUAUUACAAGGUCUUUGUACAUAGGAAAAAAGUAAUCUGCUGCUUGCUCUUUCCAUGCAAAAUGACUCAAAACCUACACUGUUAACUUCUACUUCUACUCAAGUGUGUGGCAAAAUAGUCCAAGCUUUUAAUGUUAGGGUUCUCAGUGCCUUGACAGUAAGCAGUCAGUCUUCUGAGUACUGCACUUCUCUUUCUCUUUAUUGCCUUCCCUUUCUUCUCCCAGUCUACCUCCCAUCACCUCAUUGCUUUGGGAAAGGUAUAGAACCAAGUAACAUUCAUUGCUGGAAUAGAAUUUCUCUCCUCUGUCGAAAUGACUGAAUCGAGAACAGCUAGACUGACAGGUGGUCUUCUUCCAAGAAACUCUGUGACCCACUGUGUUGGUUGCUAUGUAAUUCCUCCUAAUGUCCAUCUUAGGUGUUUUAUACCUGCAUUAUAAACCACAGCAGCCUGGGAGGGAAGAGGAAAAAGAGGGGAGAUAGUAAUUUUUUUUCUUCUGAAGAAAUUAGUUCAUUGAUUUGGCACCUUGCAGGUUUGUUUAGGAGAAGUACCUAAAGGCAGCAGAAUUUUCAAAUAAAACUUCUAGAUAUUAUGCAGCUGUUCUAAUUGGCAAAGGAAGGGAGGAAGAUUACUUUGUCUAGAGCUCUGGCCUCUCGCUUUUCUUUAUACAAUAUAUUUCCAAAAGACUAUUUCUAACUUUGAAUUUGGCUUUGUACUUUGAAGUCCUUCUUACUUACUAUUGGUAAUACUGUAGGAGUGGGGUCUUUUUUUUUUCUUUUUUCCAACAUGCAAGCUCAAACUAUCCAUUUUGCAAGUGGUAGAUAUACAAUGCUAAUGGGGAUUCCAUUCUGGUAGAUUUUUAAAGCCCAGACUGGAAAUUAACUAUGACAUGAGCCUUGUAAGCUUGUAAUAUAUAUUUAAAAUGAGCUAAUGUACAGAAUGAAGUUUUGUUGAAUUUAUUUCUUUGCUGAUUCACGAAGUUACAUUAUCUAAUAUAAAGUAGCAAAAAAUGAUUUGUCUGUUAAAUUACAAACUUUUUGUGUGUAAUGAAGUGUUUGUAUUAUCUGUCACUCACUAGGAUUUGAAAACUUGCUGUAUUUGUACAGUCAAGCCUUGGUAAAAUAGUUGUUUGUUAUAAAUUGAUGAAUACUAAUCUGUUUACUCUGCUGAAAAUGAUGGAGCGAUGGUGCAUGACGAUAGUGUUUGGAAGUGUUUUGGUUUAGGUUGCCCUUGUGAAACUUCUUUUGGCACCAGAAAAACAAAUUGCCAUGGAACAAAGUCCAUUGCUGGCAGUGGACGAGCCAAGAAGUGAGCUACUGGCACAGAGUUAACCACAGGGACCUCAUGGUCUGUGAGGCUGAUCCUUUAUUAAAAUAAAGUUUGAGAUAUUUGAAA
This is a messenger RNA of Tauraco erythrolophus (red-crested turaco), 3243 nucleotides long. NCBI's taxonomy places the organism in Eukaryota, Metazoa, Chordata, Aves, Musophagiformes, Musophagidae. The record is from RefSeq and is a predicted model, not a curated record.